This is a messenger RNA of Alternaria conjuncta, 1566 nucleotides long. RefSeq lists its product as uncharacterized. Gene Ontology annotation, molecular function: transmembrane transporter activity. Lineage: Eukaryota; Fungi; Ascomycota; Dothideomycetes; Pleosporales; Pleosporaceae. The coding region runs from base 1 to 1566 and encodes 521 amino acids. The transcript has 4 exons. Gene Ontology annotation, biological process: transmembrane transport. Gene Ontology annotation, cellular component: membrane. The record is from RefSeq and is a predicted model, not a curated record.
AUGUCUCCAUCAAUGGACAAGCACGAAAUCCAAUACAUCGAUGAAAAGGCAGACUCCAUCGAUUCGCCCAAGCCGCAUCAGAUCGUCAAGAUCGACAACUUCCAAGUGUUGGGUCUGGCACCUGAAGAUGCGGACUUUUACAUCAACUACACGGAAGAGAAAAGGAAAAGAUUAAUCCACAAGGUCGACAUUCGCUUGGUGCCGAUGCUUGCAGUCCUUUAUCUCAUCUCCCACAUCGAUCGAGCGAACAUCGGCAAUGCAAAGAUUGAGGGCAUGGUCACAGACCUGGGUCUUGACGGCGUGCAAUGGAACAUCGUGUUAUCAGUGUUCUUCGUGCCGUACAUUCUUCUUGAAGUUCCAUCCAACAUUCUCUUGAAGAAGUUCAAGCGUCCAUCGUACUACCUCGGCAUACUCAUCGUCUGCUGGGGUAUCAUCAUGACCAUGAUGGGUGUCGUAAAAGGCUUCGUCGGUUUACUGAUUACAAGAAUUCUUCUCGGAGUGUUCGAAGCUGGAUUCUUCCCAGGCGCGAUUUAUCUCUGCUCUUACUGGUACAUGCCAAAGGACCUUGCGACGAGGAUCUCGUACUUCUACUGUGCUUCGGCAUUAUCUGGGGCGUUCAGUGGUCUGCUUGCUGCGGCCAUCGCCAAGAUGGAUGGUGUCGGGGGUUACGAAGGCUGGAGAUGGAUAUUCAUCUUGGAGGGGAUUGUAACCGUCGCCCUCGGUGUCUCGUGCUUCUUCCUCCUGAUCGAUUCUCCUGCGUUGAGUGGACGGUGGUUGAAACCCGACGAGAUCCGCUUCCUCGAACUCCAACGAUUCAUCAAAGACGGCGGAAGAUUCGGAGAGGAGCAAAAAGAGGGCUUCAAGUGGAGCGACUUGAAGGCCGUGCUAUGCAACUGGCGCCUGUACAUGCAAGCAUACAUCCUGCUUUGCAUAUCGGCAUGCUCAUAUGGGACGAAAUUCACCUUGCCUACCAUCACAAAGAGUAUGGGUUUCAACAACACUAACGCCCAGCUGAUGACGGUUCCACCAUACGUGGCUGGUGCUUUGAGCUCCAUCUUCUUUGCGAAGCUCUCGGACAGGUUUUACUGGCGUUUGCCGUUCGUUGCCAUCCCUCUCUCCUUCAUCUUCAUCGGGUACGCCGUAGUCAUCUCAUUCGAUGGCGAUCUGGGUGGCAACAUCGGCCCGGCAUUCUUUGCUAUCAUCCUGACGUGUAUGGGCAUCUACCCCAUUCAGCCGGCCGGAAGCAGUUGGGCAGCCAACAACCUUGCUCCAUCGUCCCGUCGUGCUAUCGGCGUUGCUUUCAACAUCUGCGUCGGUAACAUCGGUGGCGUCAUCGGCAGUUACAUGUACCUGGAGAGCGAGAAGCCCAAGUACUACACUGGCUUCGGACUGUCGCUCGCGUUCGGCGCGACCGGCUUUAUUGUCGCAUUUCUCUUGGAGUUGUCGUACAAGUGGGGCAAUACGAAGAAGGCGAGGCUUAGCGAAGACGAGAUUCGGGCGAAGUACACGGAUGAGGAGCUCUUGAACAUGGGCGACAAGUCGCCGUUAUUCCGGUACACUCUGUAA